UAAACACCCCGGGGAGGACUUCUUCACACUGCUCCUGGCCCCUGUGUCCUCCUUCUCGGCUCUCCAUUUCGUCGUAGGCUGUGAAGAAAAGAAACCGGCAACAUGUCUGACAAGAAGAUGAAUUCAAGCCGCAGGCAUCAUCUGAAGAGUUUGAUGCUGUCGAUCGCGGCCAACUGGAUUCAGCAGGAGAAAAAGGACCUCGUAGUCGCCAAAGAGGCCUACAUGGCUGAGAACUGUCCCAAACCCUCCCUGAGCGGAGAUCAGGCUUCCCUCAUGGAAACUUGCAAAAAGCUGCACGCCCUCCUCGACAAAGUGGAUGAAGAGAGGUACGACAUGGAGGCCAAAGUGGGCAAAGCUGAUAAAGAGAUUGAAGACCUGAAGAUCAAGGUGGUCGACCUGGCUGGCGUAAAGAAACCCGCCCUGAAGAAAGUGCGUAUGUCUGCUGACGCCAUGCUGAAGGCGCUGCUGGGCUCCAAACAUACGGUCAACAUGGACCUGAGGGCCAACCUGAAGCAGGUCAAGAAGGAGGUCAAAGAGGAGCCGGCUGAGGCGGUGGGUGACUGGCGUAAGAACAUUGAGGACAAAGCUGACAGGAAGAAGAUGUUCGAGACGUCUUAAGGAAAACCACUUCGCUCUUGUAAUCGCUUUGAGCUGCGCUUUUUAUGGAAUUUCUGGAUUUUUUGCAUUGAAAAACAGAACUUUUGUUUCAUUAAAUCUGUCAGUUUCAGCUCAACCUGUCAUUGUAAAUGUGUUAAAGCAGUGAUUUAGAUGAGAAAUCCCCCCCGUAGAUUCAAAGCUCUCCGAAGGCCCCAACACACCAAGGAGAUCGACGGCCGUCGGGUGAGCGGUCGUCGCCCUAGUUUUUGCAAAGUGUCCAGCUCCAUCGCUGCCCGCCGGCCAUUUCUCGGCCAAUUCAACAUGUGGAGUCGAUGACAAAAAGACAAACAGAAGUGAUGAAAGCAAAUGAACAACUUCAACUUUUUAUCAGACAUUAUUCUCGACUAGAAGUUCCGAUAUUACGAGUGGUGAGCGACAGCGGUGUGAAAAUGGUAUCUUCUUGUAUCAUAACAGUUUAUUUAUCCCCGUUCUUCCAUUGUCCUCGUUCUCGUCAGCUUUCCUCUUUUUGAAUAAUGAUUACAGACUACCGCCGCCUGCUGGCAUGGAGAGUUAUUUCCUCUCACUCAUGAGCAGAAUGUACGUGGUGGUUGGCCAUCGGCUGUCGUCUUUAUGAUGUGUUCAAGUGCAACUUUUUGGCCAAGACAAAAGGCGUCCUGAGGCCUUUGUAGCCACUAGUUCCUUGCCGUCUGCUCGGUGUGUCAGGGCCUUUAAUGAUUUCAGACUUUGUUCUGUAGCGGUGCUUCCUUGUUUCUCUCAUGUUCACUUUUGACAACUUCCUGCUCGUAGUCGUGUUUUUGUAAUAAACCUUUUGUUUCCUACAAUCA
Messenger RNA from Labrus bergylta (ballan wrasse), 1442 nucleotides. Its product is annotated as troponin I, fast skeletal muscle. Gene Ontology annotation, cellular component: troponin complex. The record is from RefSeq and is a predicted model, not a curated record. NCBI's taxonomy places the organism in Eukaryota, Metazoa, Chordata, Actinopteri, Labriformes, Labridae. Gene Ontology annotation, biological process: cardiac muscle contraction; skeletal muscle contraction.